This is a messenger RNA of Drosophila rhopaloa, 984 nucleotides long. RefSeq names its product distal membrane-arm assembly complex protein 2. The record is from RefSeq and is a predicted model, not a curated record. NCBI's taxonomy places the organism in Eukaryota, Metazoa, Arthropoda, Insecta, Diptera, Drosophilidae. The coding region runs from base 65 to 919 and encodes 284 amino acids. The transcript has a single exon.
GUAACGUGCGCAUCUCUAGUCCGACUCCCCUCAAACAUUUAUUUACAAAAAUCAUACUUUAAGCAUGUUGCAGCGCCUGUCGCGUGGAUUUUCCUCCUUAGGGCGAUGUGGCAGUCGGACGGCGUCCUCCCUGCCCACAAAUCAGGCUCAGCCGGGAGAGGAAGUGGAGGUCAGUGCCACCGUGAAGAGGAUUCGCGCGGAAUUGGCCGCCGAUAAGCAGAAACUAAAUUGGAGGACCCCGAUAGGCGACCGGCCGGAAGAUUGGAGCAGCAAGCUGAAACUGUUUUCCGACUCGGAACAGACCUCCGAUUUCAUAGUCAUGAUGCAGAGACCCAUCGACUUGAGCCCCAGAAAAAUGCGGCUGUGGUGGGACAACCGACAGGAGCAGAUCGAGCGGCAUAUGCAGCAGUUCAUCCCGGAUAGACACAAGAUUCUGGGCGCCGAAUUGGCUGCUGCACAUUUCAUCAUGUAUCGCGGUGGCGCCGUUAAGUUCCUCAACGAUUCCCGAUGGCAUCGGGCCACCGAGGAUGAAGGGGACCUCAACCUGCCCAAUAAGUUUGAUCCUGGUUACAAAGUGGAGGCCUUGCGGUGUGACAACAUGACCCUCUAUUACGAGGGAUUGGAGAACUUACGCUGCCUGGACUCCCUUAAGUUCCUGUCCUUUCACAACAUAAAAACCUUUGACGACUGGUGUCUGGACAGGGUUUCGGGUGGUGGUUUUCCGCAUCUGGAGGUGCUAGAUCUCUCAGGCACCCAAAUCACCACCAAUGGACUGGCCAGCCUCUAUCGCCUGCCGAAGCUUAAAUUGCUCAUUCUGGAUGAUCCCAAGGAGACUCUGGAGUUUGAAUUGGCCACGGCCAUGUUGGAGGAAUCCAUGCCCGCGCUAAAAGUUGUAGGCGCCGAUGUUAUUCACGGCUAAAUUUGUUAAUUUAGACUUUUUUAAAUUAAAUUAUAUGAAAAAUGUUAUAACAAUUCAAAUAACAA